This is a messenger RNA of Paraphaeosphaeria sporulosa, 1227 nucleotides long. RefSeq lists its product as uncharacterized. The record is from RefSeq and is a predicted model, not a curated record. Gene Ontology annotation, molecular function: protein kinase activator activity. The transcript is spliced from 3 exons. NCBI's taxonomy places the organism in Eukaryota, Fungi, Ascomycota, Dothideomycetes, Pleosporales, Didymosphaeriaceae. Gene Ontology annotation, biological process: cell division; positive regulation of protein phosphorylation; signal transduction. The coding region runs from base 1 to 1227 and encodes 408 amino acids. Gene Ontology annotation, cellular component: cytoplasm; nucleus.
AUGUUCGUUCCUCCCAUUUCCAACGCUGCGUCGCACCCUUCACCACCUCGAUUCCCAGCGCAACCGAAACCCCUGCAACCCGUCUUCACGUUUGCCCAGAGCCAGAGCUGCAUGUACUUUGGGAUGGAUAUGUUCGAACAAGCGGAUAGAGGCGACAUCAGAGAUGCUUGGGCCGGAAUUGGUGGUGGUGUCUCUCUGCUUUCGCCACAGACAGCAUAUAAGAGCCCGUUACAGCGCGCUGGGAAAGCAUUGCGGACGCAGCACGCAGGCACAAGUUCCGCGUCGUCUACAAAGAACGAUGCGGCGGGCGCUGUUUUUCCAGCAGUGUCCACCAAACUUUUCGACCAGAUGCGUCUGCCGCGUCAGCGUGUGAAACAGUGCUCGACUCCUGUCUACCAAAAUUACUCUCACAAACUGCUUCCAGCCGUUCAAGGGUCAUCUCUGCAGCUCGAAACUUCAGGAAACGGUUACAAUGGCUCUGGCAAAGGACGUGAAGAUUGCGGUGGUAUCGAUUUAGUCUCCAGUCCUGAGACGAAAGCGCAAACAGAACAAACUGAGGACAUGGGCUUACUUUCUUCUCUAUCUAGUAACCCGCGCACACAAAGGCAACCCUUCAAGCCGCAAAAGUCGGGUCGGGGCACAAGCAGUUGGCAGCUGAAACAGUAUGCCGAGGCGACGCUAGGUAGCGGAAGCUUGAGGAAGGCGGUCAAGCUGCCGGAGGGCGAAGACAAAGACGAGUGGCUGGCCGUUAAUGUGGUCGACUUCUACAACCAGAUUAACCUUCUCUAUGGCUCCAUUACCGAAUUCUGCUCACCGCAGACAUGUCCCGAGAUGAAGGCUACAGACGAAUUUGAAUACCUGUGGCAAGACAAUGAGGCGUUUAAGAAACCCACAAAAAUGUCCGCCCCGGAGUACAUCGAGCACCUCAUGGCAUGGAUCCAAUCCAACGUCGACAACGAGGCCAACUUCCCAAGCCGUAUCGGCGUCCCCUUUCCCAAAUCCUUCGCUGCCCUCAUCCGCAACAUGUUCAAGCGCCUCUACCGUGUCUAUGCCCACAUCUACUGCCAUCACUACCCGGUCAUAAUCGAGCUGGGUCUGGAGCCGCAUCUCAACACCAGCUUCAAACACUACGUCCUGUUUAUCGACGAGCACGGCUUGGCGAGUGGCAGCAAGGACUUUUGGGGGCCGUUGGGCGACCUGGUAGAGAGCAUGUUGAGGAGUGACUAG